UGCGUGCGGGUUGGAUUUUUGUUGUGCGCUACGGCCAGGUUCAGUCGGAUUAUGUUUUAAGUUUGUUCCCUGUCGUGCUAUCCCGUUCGCUCUGCCGGUCGUGAUUGUGUUUCUGUGAGGAGAACAAACAGCGAAAGCUGUAGUAGCAGUUUUUUUUUCUCCUCGCUAUAUGUGUGUAAAGUGUGUGUUUCGGCUCAGUGUUUGAGAUUGAAAGCAGAAAAAAGGCGAGCUGGAAAGCUCUUGCAGGCAGGUUCUUCAACGACCAGUCCGCCGUCCGUAACCGUACCAGGCCAAAACGGCAAAUAUAAUUAGUGUGUUCUCUGUGUUCAGUGUUUUUGUGACCCAACCCAGAAGCCUAAAUGAAGAGUUUAUAGCGGUUGAAAAGCAUCCAAAAUGCGAUUUAAUAUAUUCCUUGCUCCGACGAUUGGAGUACUCGUACUAGUGCUAUGCUCGUCACGGAUUGCGUCGAUACAAGUCGAGAAGGAGGCCUACUUCAAUGGUUCGUCGUACCUCAGGUUAAAGACGCCAAUGACCCUAUGGAGCCAUUCGGCGAUAAGUUUUAAGACCUGCCGAGGUGGUGAAAUCCUGUCCCAACGUUAUGCCAGCCAUGCCCUGCUGGUAUCGGUACUGCCGGAUUCAGUUUCGAUAGUGCUUUCAGCGCCCAGCAGCCAGCCACUGGAGGCACGCGUUACGGGCCGCUUCCUUGAUAAUAAAUGGCACACGCUGCAGUUUGUGUACCAGCUGGGAACGUUGUACUGCAUCAUCGAUAAGCAGUCGACGACGAUAGCGAACCAGACCUUCAAUAGUCAGCUAAUCACAAACAAAUACAUCAAGGACGAAGCGGCAGUGCUGAUCCUUGGUAAUCAAUACUCGGGAUGCUUGCUCCACGGACCAGGGCUGGUGUUCAAUCAGAGUGCAAUGAACUACGAAGGUGUCGUGUUUGGCCCAUGUCCCUUAGCUCCGGGACCCUGUACGGAUCACGAUGUCCUCACAGGACCCCCAAAGGAUCAUUGUGCAACGGAUCCGUGCAUGCAGCAUGGAACCUGUAUCUCGCGGUCUGAAGGAUACGAAUGUCACUGUACGUCCCGAUUCAAAGGGAAAAAUUGUGAAAUUGACAUGGGCAAUCCUUGCCAAUCGCAUCCAUGCCAACAUAGUGGUAGCUGUCAGGAAGAUUCUAAAGGAGAUUACAAAUGUAUUUGCGCUCCUGGUUUUACAGGAACGCUCUGUGAAACCGAACUCAGUUCUCACCCGCUGUGUGAUCCGACUCCGUGUCUGAACGAUGGAAUCUGUCGUGUUCCACCGGGUAAAAGCAACUACGAAUGUGAUUGCCUGAAAGGAUUUAUUGGUCCACGUUGUGAAAUCAAUUGGGAUGAUUGUAAACCAAAUUUGUGUCUGAACGGAGGAAAAUGCGUGGAUGGUGUUGAUGCGUUUACUUGUGAUUGUAAAGGAACCGGAUACGGUGGGACGCUUUGUCAGAAUAACAUCGACGAGUGUUCCGUAAAUCCUUGCCUGAACGGUGGAACCUGUUUUGAUACCUAUGGAUCGUACUUGUGCGAAUGUCCGACUGGGUUUACCGGUGCCAACUGCCAACUGAGCAUCAACGAGUGCAAAUCUGCACCCUGUCAGCAUGGUGGAACGUGCAUCGACACCCAAGUUGGUUUCGAAUGUCGCUGUCCGUCAGGUUUUUCAGGAGAGCUGUGCGAAAUUGAACCAGGCUGCAAUCAGUGUCCCAUUGAUUCCGAUUGCGUGUCUGGUCGGUGUGUCUGCAAACCUGGAACUACAGGAUCCCGUUGCGAAUCGCCCAUCGCACUUCCCUACUCGGACACGGAGUGCAACUGCCAGAAUGGUGGAAGCUGCACACCGAACAGUAGCUCGCCCUGCAUCUGUCCGCCUGGCUACGAAGGAUCGCACUGCGAAAUUCCUGCCGUUUGCACGGCAGCCAACUGUCAGGAACCGUUCCGUUGCAUCGCCGGAAAGUGUCAGUGUCCGGAGAAUAUGAACUGUGAUCACGUGUGCGCAUCGACGCCCUGCCUCCAUAAUGGGUCGUGUUUCGCGAAAGGUCAGGAUUACGUUUGCCAGUGCCCGCCUGGAUACGAGGGAAAACGUUGUGAAAGUGAUGUGGAUGAGUGCAAAAUUAAGGAGAAGAUCUGUGGAAACGGUAUCUGUCAGAACACGCCUGGUUCGUUUCGGUGCUUCUGUACGCCCGGCUAUACGGGUUUGAAUUGUGAUCUCGACGUUGAUGAGUGCCUUAGCCAUCCGUGUAAAAAUAGUGCCCAGUGUUUGAACAAGGAAAACGAUUACGAGUGUAUUUGCCCACCCGGAUACAGCGGGAAGGACUGCAGUACGGAUAUCGACGAGUGCGAAAGCAAUCCCUGCUCGAAGGGAUCCACCUGCAUAGACAGGGUGGCCAACUUCACCUGCAUGUGCAUACCGGGUAUGACCGGUCGGCUGUGCGAGAUCGACAUCGAUGAUUGUGAGUCCCAGCCCUGCCUGAAUGGGGGCCGCUGUAUCGACCAGCUGGGUGGCUUCCUGUGCGAUUGCAACCAGACCGGCUAUUCCGGUUCCUUCUGUCAGCUGAACAUCGACGAGUGCGAAUCGAACCCAUGCACCAACGGUGCCGAGUGUAUCGAUAAGGUGAACGAUUACACCUGCAAGUGCUAUCCGGGCUACAGCGGCAAAAACUGCGAGGAAGAUAUCGACGAGUGUGAAUCGAAUCCGUGCCAGUACUCCGGCAAGUGUCUGCAGCGGUCGAACAUCACGCUGUACUAUUCGAAUAAUAAAAAUCUGCCGGCCAUCUUUACACAACAGUUUUCCUUCCAAAAUGCUAGCGGGUACGAGUGCAUUUGUGUUCCCGGUACGAUGGGAAAGAAUUGUGAGAUCAAUAUCAACGAGUGCGACAGUAGUCCUUGUAAGAACGGAAAUUGUGUGGAUGGAAUUGGAAACUACACGUGUGAAUGUGAACCCGGUUUUGAGGGAAUGCACUGCGAAACGGAUAUAGACGAGUGUUUGAAGUACCAGCCUUGCGUCCACGGUACUUGCAUGGAUGGACGCAACAACUAUAACUGUGACUGUGAUGGUUUAUGGGGAGGGAAAAAUUGUUCCGUUAGAUUAACCGGGUGUGUAAAUGAGCCGUGUUUAAAUGGUGGUGCAUGUAUACCAUAUCUGGAGAAUGAAACACAACAUAAGUUCAACUGUUCCUGUCGGCAAGGAUUCCAGGGGAAAACUUGUGACACGGUUACGACUAUGUCACUUGCGGCUAGUAGUUUACUGAUUGUGAAUACAUCGCGAGAUGAAGGCUACGACAUUCAGUUGAGAUUCAAGACGACUUUGCCGAAUGGUAUUUUGGCGUUCGGAAACGGUGCUACCUCGUACAUUUUAGUAUUAAACAAUGGAAGACUUAAUCUGCACUCUGCCCUUUUGAAUCGUUGGGAAGGAGUAUUCAUUGGUUCAGGGCUCAACGACAGUAAAUGGCAAAAAGUUUUUGUCGCCAUUAAUUCGUCUCACUUGGUGUUGUCUGCCAAUGAAGAACAGACAAUUUACCCGAUUAACUCAUAUGAAGGCACGAAUGGAAGUAACACUUCCUUCCCGAUAACUUAUCUGGGAGGAACUACACCGACUCUUGCUCAACCCUAUUUGAAGCAUAUCGCAAGAGCAGUCUCUAGCUUCGUUGGAUGCAUGGAAGAUGUCGUCAUCAACGGACAGUGGGUUCUUCCGGGACAGGAGCAAGAAUUCACAACACUGCACAAUAUUGAUACCGGAUGCCCUCGCACUCCGCAAUGCGAACCCAAUCCGUGCAACUCCAACGGACACUGCACUGAUCUGUGGCACACGUUCUCCUGCAGUUGCCAACGACCGCAUCUGGGUCAUACUUGCAAGUACAAUAUCACAGCGGCUACCUUCGGACACGAAAACACUACCCGCUCGGCCGUGAAAGUAAUCGUGAGUGAAUCUGCCCGAAGAGCAAUACGAUCAGUGCUGGAUAUUUCGAUGUUUAUUCGAACGCGACAAGCUUCCGGAAUGGUGUUCUACCUCGGAAGUGAUCCCGACAUGGACAAUAAUCAGAAUCCAGCUGACGACUCGUACGUGGCUGCCUUCCUUUCCAAAGGCGAACUGCUCGUGCGAAUGAUUUUUAACGACACCCCCGAAGGAUACACAGUGGGUGGAAAUAAACUCGACAACGGUUAUCUACAUCUUAUUGAAGUGAUUCGGAACUCGACCCUCGUGCAGGUCAAACUAAAUGGGACGGAAUAUUUUAGAAAGACUCUCUCCUCAUCUGGACAGUUGAAUGCUCAAGUGCUUUAUCUGGGAGGACCACCUCCGUAUGCCGAUUCGAUUAACAGUUUGUACAAGGACGAGUCUGAGAAGCAAUAUUUUAAGGGUAUCAUUCAAGAUGUCCAAGUGUCCAAUGGAUCGCAUGCAAUGAUUGUCGAACUGUACCCGCUCAACGAGGAGGGACUAAUUUUACCACCGCCAUUUGGAAGAGUGACAAUCGAUCGCAGCUCGGUGCUGGAGGGUGUGGUGACGGAUGACCUCUGCCGGACACAGCCUUGCAAGCAUGAAGCAAUCUGUGCCAACACCUGGAACGAUUUCGUCUGCACCUGUCCGCGCGGUUACAAGGGUAAACUUUGCCAGGAGAUACAGUUCUGCGAGUUGCAGAAGUGCCCUCAGAAUGCCACCUGCCAGAACCUGGACACCGGCUACGAGUGCAUCUCCAACAUGACGUUCCACGAUGACAACGAACCGCUAAAGUUCUCGUUCAACCCGGGCACGGCCGAUCUGCUGAACAACCCGAAGGAUACCGGGAACAUGGAUACUAUCGAAAUCUCCUACAGGACCAAAUUUGGCGGGACCCUGCUGUACGUUCAGGAUAGCGAUAUGUAUUUCGAAAUUUCGACGAUCCGCAAGCUGGUGACCAUAUCGUGGAGGCUGUCGAUGGAUCUGCCGGAACAGCAUCGAUUCGAGUACGAAGACGACGACAAUUACGGUUGGCAUACGGUGUUCAUAAUGGUCACUUCAAACGGAAAAUUGGAAGCCGGCUGGAAGGGAUGGGAAACAACACUCGAUCCGCAGCCUAGUAUCUCGGUUAACAUUGACUACUUAGCGUUUAAACACUUGUUCUCCGGUAAACAUUUCAUCUAUUUGGGUGGAAUGCCGGUGUUGUCUCAUAUUGAGAAUAAUUCCGUUGUGAACGGUGGAAUUGACAAGGGCUCCACAUUUAAGGGAUGUUUAGGUGAAACUCGUGUCGGUGGAUAUUUGUUGCCGUACUUCCCACACGACGUCAUCUAUCCAGACACUUUCCAGUUUACCGGAGCUCACUUCAACCUGAACUCUAGUCAGCCGGAAGAAGGAUGCGUUCUGUGUUUCCAGCAGUCCUGUAAGAACGGUGGUGUGUGUAGUAAUCCUUCGGAAAAGUUUGCCUGCGAUUGUCCCGCCGGCUACGAAAGCGACGACUGUUCGCAAAACAUCGACGAGUGUUUAACUGCCAACUGUACUAACAACUCGACGUGCAUAGAUGGAGUGGCCAGUUUCACCUGUCGAUGUCUAGAGGGUUACGAAGGUGAUUUGUGCGAAUUUGAAAUCGACGAAUGCAUGUCGAACCCCUGUCAUAAUGGAGGCACUUGUACUGAUCUGGUAGCGGGCUAUCAGUGCGAAUGUACGGAGGAAUACGCCGGUCAGCAGUGUGAUACUUUUCGAUUGGUGACUUGCGAGAAUCAACCGUGUAAAACUGGCUCAAUUUGCAUCGAUGGGUUUAAUUCCACAACGGGAAAUAAUUUCACCUGCUUGUGUAAACCAGGAUUUGCGGGACCGCUGUGCGAUGCCCCGUUCUGCCAAUACGAGGAAUGCCGGAACGAUGCCGUGUGCAUCACUAACGACGAAAAUGUUCCCAUUUGCCGCUGCACGCCUGGCUACACGGGACGUCUCUGCGAGAUCGAAAUUGACGAAUGCGAAUCGGCCCCCUGCCUUAACGGGGGCCAGUGUAUCGACUUCAUCAACAUCUACCGCUGCAACUGCUCCGGCACUGGGUUCGAGGGACACAAUUGCGAAGUGGAUAUCGAUGAAUGCUACGAAGAACGAAUAAACUGCGGUGGGCGAGGCUUGUGCAUCAACACGAGGGGUUCCUUCAGGUGUCAAUGUGACGAAGGAAUGUGUGGCAAAGAAUGCGCCCAGAUAGACCCCUGUCGACUAAAUCCUAACGUUUGUGAAAACGGUGGAAUCUGCAUAGAAGACUGUGACAAAGAUCACCGGUACUACUGCAACUGUACGGUUGGUUUUACCGGUAUCAACUGUUCCGAGCAGGCCGUACUGGAAGCGGAAGGAACAACCGGUGCCGACAUUGCGCUGAUCGUCGUCCCCGUAGUGAUCGGUAUCCUGACACUGGCGGGUGCCCUGAUCGGAACGUUCCUGGUGAUGGCACGCAAUAAACGGGCCACCCGCGGUACGUACAGCCCCAGUGCUCAGGAGUACUGCAACCCAAGACUGGAAAUGGACAACAUGCUGAAAAUACCGCCGGAAGAGCGGCUCAUCUAGUGACGUACAAAUUAUUGCGCGAUUGUUAGUAUAAAUGCGUUCCGUUGUUGUAUCUCUAACUUUGAGAAGAGAAGAGCUUUAUGCUUUGUUUCUAUGUUUUUGUCCAGACAAAGAUGACGCGCACCGGGUGUCGUUUUCCCCCCUUGUAGAUAAAAAAAACUUUAUUGAUCUUGUUACGGCUCUCCAGGGCUGCAUGAUUGUGAAUAGACAUACGACUUUUACUCAUAGUAGAAAACCGGAUUAAAUUAAACACAAACUUACGGAUAAGCUUACACACUUAACAAUAACAGCAACAUCCUGCGGAACAACUUGCGGACGAGCUAGUUGUGGAUUUUUUUGUACUUAAAAUCUACCGAAAGGCGAACAAAAAGUUUUAACUUAAUGUAAAAGAAAUAAUGUGAUAUGAAUCCUACCCCAUAAACAGAAUACGAUAAGUGAAGAGAAUAAAAGAAAAAAACAAACAAACCAACGGCGAGUAUUUUAACAUUACUCAAAACUGUCGUAAAAAAAACAAAAACGAUCAAGGGAGAAUAGAAUCUAGACUUCUGUUUUUAAGCAAAUUUAUCGUUUCCGAAAGCUUUAACCUACAUUCCGUCCAUUAGCAAGUGUAUAUAACAUGAAAACAAAUCAAAAACAAAUCAAUGUUGAAAAACAACUAAAUUCAAGUGCCGUAUGCAGACUGUUUUGAAAAACCUUUUUUUUUCAGUUUAGGAAAACAAAUGCGAAACUCGAAUGCGAAAUUUUAACCUUCAUUUUCUGUAGUGAAUUAUUAUAUACGAAAAAAGACACGUGUUCUUUCGGCGGCAAAGGCGAAACGUGGCUUGUAAACCCCGCAACCGCUUGCUAUAGAGACUGAACUUCUGAAGCGGGAAACUUGAUGCCUUCAUUUUAAAGCGAAACAUUACAUACAUAGGUAUGGUAGUUUGAUUGAGUAAAAAAAAAUAUCACAUAAGAACAACUGCGCCACAAUUUACUAUGUGAGCAAUUUAUUCGGUCAGAUGUUCUGCAUCCAUCCAUCACAAGGACGGUGGCGAAGUGAAAGACUCUUUUUGUAAAGUAGACUAGAGCGUAUAUUUUAAAAGCGUCGUUAUUAAAUAGU
This is a messenger RNA of Sabethes cyaneus, 7627 nucleotides long. It is a transcript of the gene crb, whose product is annotated as protein crumbs. The transcript has 10 exons. Gene Ontology annotation, biological process: heterophilic cell-cell adhesion; establishment or maintenance of epithelial cell apical/basal polarity. Gene Ontology annotation, cellular component: protein-containing complex; plasma membrane. The record is from RefSeq and is a predicted model, not a curated record. Gene Ontology annotation, molecular function: calcium ion binding. Bases 394 to 6528 code for a protein of 2044 amino acids. Lineage: Eukaryota; Metazoa; Arthropoda; Insecta; Diptera; Culicidae.